Messenger RNA from Neoarius graeffei (lesser salmon catfish), 979 nucleotides. It is a transcript of the gene pbdc1, whose product is annotated as polysaccharide biosynthesis domain containing 1. The transcript has 6 exons. NCBI's taxonomy places the organism in Eukaryota, Metazoa, Chordata, Actinopteri, Siluriformes, Ariidae. The coding region runs from base 28 to 549 and encodes 173 amino acids. Gene Ontology annotation, cellular component: cytoplasm. The record is from RefSeq and is a predicted model, not a curated record.
AUCACUUCCGGGUAAAAGGGCAUCAACAUGGACUCGGGAGAAGUCCUCGCCUCUCUGGGUGUGAAAGGAGCUGCAGCCGCGGCACAUGCGCUCUCUCUGCCUGCCGAGGCCUACGGAAAUGAUGCUCAGCUGGAGGUGAUGUGGGCGAUGAAGGCCUACAACCAUGCAGAAGUUUACUUCAAUCUCAUUUCUUCUGUGGACCCCAAGUUUCUGAAACUCACAAAAAUGGACGACAUGAUCUAUUCCAAGUUUAGGGAAGACUUCCCAGACUUUGAUAUCAAGAUUCUGGAUCCAGAUUUGCUCAAGUCGGCAGAAGCGAAAGAGAAAUGGAGGCCUUUUUGUAACCACUUUGAAGGCCUGGUCGAAGACUUUAACUACGGUACGUUACUGCGUCUAGACUGCGAGAAGGACUACACAGAGGAGAACACGAUAUUCGCCACCAGAAUCCAGUUCUUUGCCAUUGAGAUCGCAAGAAACCGAGAAGGUUACAACAACGCCGUGCACGAUGCCAGUGUGAAGGUGAAACAGCAGAAGAAAGAGCAGAGUUAACAGCAAGAGCAUUACAAUCCAGUGGCCUUGUUUUCAUAUUUUAGGCCUUGUUUGGUUUGUGUUGCUAGUCUGACAUUCUUACAGUCCACAUGAGUCACAUCACGGGUUUGUGUUGCUAGUCUGACAUUCUUACAGUCCACAUGAGUCAUAUAAUGGAGGGGAAAAAAAAAAUAUUUUUAUGCACAUGUGGAGAGAAACUGAAACUAAACCCCUCAGUACAAAUAUUUAAAAACACAUUAGAUGUCUGUAAUUCAAGGUUUUUCAUGUAUUUUGUUUGUUUUGCUUCUGUCUAUUCUUUAACAAUUAAACCCCCAAACCGGGUCUCAGUAUUUAAUACUUUUUGCGAGAAAUUUAAGUUUUACUUCAUGUGUAACCACGUUGAACAUGUUCAUGUGUUAAAUGUCUAUUAAACUGCGAAAUGUUUCCAGUU